GCGGAUUUGCUCCUGCCGGCGCGCCAUCCGCAUCUGCUCCGGCACGCGCCGCCGCGCCCGCCCGCCGCUUCCGUCGGGGGUCCCGGCCGGGAGCGGCUUAUUCAUCUCGCGGUGCGUAUGAUUGUACCACUCUAGGCGCUAGGGUUUUUCCACCGCGCACCGCACGCCAUGGACCCUGCGGCGGAGGUUUCUCAUCGGAUGCUCCGCGCCGCCUCGCCUCCUCCCGCCCAAGAGGCGGCCGGGGUGGAGAUCGCGCAAGAUGGCGUGCCGGCCGCGGCGGGAGAGUCCCAAAAUUCCCCUCCCGUGUCGCCAUUGCCGACCGACGGCAAUGGGGACGCCGCGGCGGCUCCCGCGGCGGGCGAGGCCAGCAUGGAUGUGGAUGGGGCGCCCCUGGCCAGCGAGGGAACAGAGCGCCAGGCAGCAGCCGACUCCAAGGCAGAGGCGGACGGCGUUAGCCUUCUGGAGAAGCAGCAACAUGUGGCGGUCACCGAAUCCAAGAUGGAGGUGGAUGAGAUCACCGCUUCCGAGAUCAAAGAACAUGCCACUGCCGCGGUGGUUGCGCCAAGCGAGGUGAAGGCGGAGGUUUCUCCCCGGAUGCUUGGCGGAGUGGACAUCGCCCAAGUUAGCCUUCUGGACAAGCAGCAAGAUGUGACGGCGCCUGUGGUGACUGAAUCCAAGAUGGAGGUGGAUGACAGCAGCGCUACGAAGCAAGAACAUGCCAUGGCGGUGGCGCCAAGUGAGGUGACGAUGGAGGAAGGUGGCAUCAGAGAGGAUCAUCAACAGACCAACACAUCUGAUGGCGGCCGUCUGGUGAAGGAAAACGAGGAGGGGGGAUGCUUUGUGGGCCACUACAUCACCACGAGUGCUUCAAGUGAUGGAGCGACUCGCCUUGGGAAGGUUGCAUCCUAUGAUGCCAGCAUCGGGGUGUACAAUGUGGUGUUUGAGGAUGGGCAGGGCGAGGAGUUUGCGCUUCCUCAGCUCAGAGAGUUACUUAUGGACGAUGGUGCAUCUGCCAUGAAGGUGAGCCGCAUGAAGAGGAAGCUGGACCUGCUGGUUUCAACAGGGACUGUCAAGCAGGCCAAAGGGCCACCAACUACUAGACAGAGGGUUGAUGCGUGCGAGGUGCCCGCCAGGCCUGAUGUAUCACAGCAGACUGGGUGUGAUCCAGAUCUAUCUGGGAUUGUGAAACCUUCGAGCAAUUCAUCAGAUUUAGCUAAAGCAUUACCAGCUGAGCUGGACCUGCUGGUUUCGCCAGGGACUGUCAAGCAGGCCAAAGGGCCACCAACUACUAGACAGAGGGUUGAUGCGUGUGAGGUGCCGGCCAGGCAUGAUGUAACCCAGCAGACUGGGUGUGAUCCAGAUCUAUCUGGGAUUGUGAAACCUUCGAGCAAUUCAUCAGAUUGUGCUAAAGCUUUACCAGCUGAGCUGUCCCCGCCGUUGCAGGGCCCCGAGUUGCCUCCAUCAUCGGCAGACAUUGCUGUUCCAGAGGAGUCUAUAAGCCACCUCUUUUCUGUUUACAACUUCCUUCGAUCAUUCAACGUGCAGCUCUUCCUCAGUCCAUUCGGGCUUGAUGAUUUUGUUGCGUCCAUUAAUUGCACGGUGCAGAAUACAUUACUGGAUGCUGUACAUGUUUCGCUACUUCGGGCGCUGAGGCGGCAUCUUGAGACUAAGUCCUCUCGCGGAUCACAACUUGCUUCAAAUUGCUUGAGGUAUGUAGAUUGGGCAUUACUAGAUGUGUUGACUUGGCCAACUUUCUUGCUGGAGUACCUCUAUCUUAUGGGUUACAUUAAGAGUCUAGGGGGCCGGAGUUUUGGUAGAACCCUCCUAGACAUGGAAUAUUAUAAGCUUCCUGUUACAACGAAGCUUAGGAUCCUCCAAAUACUCUGUGACCAUGUCACUGAAUCAGAAGAAUUCAAAGCUGAACUGGAGGCUCGGGAAGGCUACAACGAGGAAAUGGAAUAUGAGGGGUACUCUAUUAUUUCGUCAGAGGCUGGGUCAAGAGCAGUCCUGACUAGAGCCUCAAAAGCUUCUGUGUGCGGAAAGAUCGAAGGUUUACAAAGCUCCAAAACUGCUCCAAAUGCGACAAACCCAGAAGCUGUUUUACCGAAUGCUUCCCAGGAUGGCAACAGUGAUGAUUGUCGAAUAUGUGGAAUGGAUGGGACUUUGGUAUGCUGUGAUGGCUGCCCAUGGGCAUACCACUCAAGAUGUAUUGGCCAGAACAAAGCAUUCCUGCCACAGGGACUUUGGUUUUGUCCAGAAUGCGUGGUUAACAAGCUUGGACCAGCUUCUUCAAGAAUAGAGCGUGGGGCAAGAGGAGCUCAAAUGUUUGGCAUUGAUAUGUGUGGGAGGCUCUUUCUAGGAUCCUGCAACUAUCUGCUGGUGAUUGGAAUGUCUAUGGAUACAGGGUCAUAUGCAAGAUAUUACAAUCAAUAUGAUGUAGCCAAGGUCGUGCAGAUACUUGCCUCUUCAGAUGCAUACACAGAUAUUUGUAGGAGAAUGACAGAGUACUGGAGGCAUCUGCUUGAUAUAUUUCAGAAUGAGAGAUCAAAAAUAGUUAAAGAAGCUGGUGCAAAACAUACCACACAAUCCAAUACAUCGUUAAGUGCUACUCCAAUAAAAGCAGGGGUUGAAAUUGUGCUGAUGACAAUGUUGACAGAUGGUGGGGACAGUAAGACAGUAGUAAUUCCUCAAAUAAAUGCGCAGCAUGAAUCUGUCGCCAAGCAGUCUACACUAUGCUCAAUGGAACACCUGGCAAAACAAAAAUGCAUGGCGACUGAUGUAGGUUCUGCCACUGAGAAGACCAAUGGAGUAUCUGUGAAAACACCAUUACCUCCGAAGCACAUGCAUAAUACACCCAGAAAUGGAGCCUUUGAACCCGCUGGGAUUUCCUCAAUCUCUCAUCAGAACGGGCCUGUGGUAACAGGUGUGUCUAGUGUAACGCGCGCACAGCCAUCACAUGGGUUAGUUCGUUCAGACUUCUCCGCGAGUGGUGGGAAGUCUUUUAAACCUCGGGCUUACAUGAAUCUAUACAAUCAUGGCAAUGUUGCAGCAUCUGCUGCCGCCAAUCUAGCUGUUCUUACAUCUGAUGAGGGUAAGGUUUCGACAUCCCAAUUGACCACAAACCUAAGAAAGAAAAUGGCUGCUGACUGUGCUCUACAAGUGAAAGCAUUUUCCUCACCAGCUGCACAAUUUAUUUGGCCAAGUACUGAAAAGAAAAUUAUGGAAGUUCCAAGGGAUAAAUGUGGUUGGUGCCUUGCCUGUAAAAGUUCAGCAUCUGGAGGUAAAAAAGGUUGUUAUCUUAACUUGGCCACAGCAAAUGCUAUCAGGGGAUCUGCUCGAGUUCUUAGUCUCAUGCAUGUAAUUAAAAGUUCUGAGAGCCACUUCCCCAGCAUUGCGGCUUAUCUGGUGAACAUGGAGGAAAGUUUGCGUGGCCUUUUAGUCGGUUCACUACAAGACAUGCAACAGAGACAACGGUGGCAUAAACAACUACAGGAAGCUUCCAACUGCAAAGCUAUAGUACCCCUCUUGCUUGAAUUGGAGAGUAAUAUUCGUUCAGUAGCAUUUUCUCCAAGCUGGGUGAAGCUAUUAGAUGACUGGCCAUUGGAAUCUCCUGCUCCAUCUGCGGGCACAUCCCAUCCUGCAGCAUACCAAAAACGUGGAACUGGUGGAAGGCGAGGCAGGAAACGUUCACUGGCGACCGAAUCUGCUGCUGUUACCGACAAUGGCAAGAGUUGGAAAAAGGUUAAUUGGUGGAGUGGAGGAAAUAUUUCUAAACGUAUUUUGCAGAGGGGGGGUUACCUUAGUUCGGCCAUAAGAAAAGCUGCUCGUCAAGGUGGUAAAAAAAGGAUAGCAGGUCUGUCUUAUCAUGAGUCUUCCAAUCUUCCGAGACGAACUCGACAAUUUGCUUGGAGAGCAUGUGUUGGUUUAAGUGAAAAUUCAUCUCAACUUGCUCUGCAGGUUCGGUGUCUUGAUGCCCAUAUAAGAUGGAAGGAAUUCGUACCUCCAGAUCAAACUCUUUCAGAUGGGAAAAGUUCAGAUCUUGACUUCCAUGCUCUGAGAAAUGCAGUACUUUGUGAUAAAAAGAUAGUUGACAAUAAGAUAAGAUAUGCACUUAAGUUCCCCAACCAGAAGCAUCUCCCUGUUCGUGUAACCAAGAAUAUUUUGGAAGCAGAAGAUAAUCAGGAUCAAAAUGGCAAAUUCUGGUUUUCUGAAAACCAUGUCCCACUGUCCUUGGUCCGAGAAUUCGAGCAGAAACUUGGGGUUACCUCCUUGCCUACUGCAGGAAUUGUACAGUCUAACUGUUUCACCAAUUUGUACCAAAGGCGAGUAAAAGCAUCAAUGGGGGAUGUCUUUUCUUAUCUAUUUCACAAGGGGGAUAUCUAUCCCUGCAGUUCAUGCAAGAAAGAUGUUCCCUUCAGGCGUAUUGUAAGGUGUACCUCUUGUCAAGGUAAUUGUCACAAUGAGUGCACAGUAAGAUCUGUUGGUGGCAAAGGAGGCAAUGGUACUUCCACUUUGAUAUGCAAGCUAUGUAUUCAGAAGCGUAGUCUUAUCCUUACAAAUUACAGUACAAAUGCAAGACACGUCUUGCCUCAAAAGAAGAGCACUGGCCAAUUGCCAGUGAGUGCUCCCAAAAUAGUCUUCAAAGUUAGUUCUUCCAUUUCUGCUGAACCAGCGGUGACGGAUCAAGCCCAGCCAAUAGCUAAGGCUGAAGUCCAUCCAGUUGCUAAACCCUGGUCCUCUUUUAGCGUUGCAGCGUUGCGGGCUCGGCCAAAGAUUGAAGGUAAAAAAUCCAAGUCAGAGAAAAAGAGGAAAACUCGAGAGAUCAAAUACUUUGGUCUCUCUUGGAGGAAAAAUAGUAAUGACAAUCGUGGAAGUGAUUUCAGGGCGAAUGAUGUAAUCCUAAAAUGCAAGGAUGGUAUGGGAUCGGCAAUAAAACCGACUUGCUGUCUCUGUAAAAAAUCUUAUUGUCCGGAUUUUCUAUAUGUCCGUUGCCAGCAAUGUAAAGCUUGGUUUCAUGGUGAUGCCUUGCGACUAGAGGAAGAAAGAAUACUUGACGUGGUUGAAUACAGAUGCUGCAGAUGCCGAAGGCAAGCCAUACCAACAUGUCCUCAUUCAGAUGAUUUUGAACCAGAAUUCAGUGAACAAACAGUUGCUACGUCGUCCCAAUCAAGCAUGCUGUGUAGCGAGGACACUGCUUCAUAUGGAAUAUUUGAACCGACUGGGGAAGAAACAUUUGAUGCUGAUUUAUCAAUGAACGUGGCAAGAUUUAACCCAGGAACUAAUCAGAAGCUAUCCAUAAGAAGGGCACAAGGUAAAACUAGUGGAUAUGUUGAUCAACCUCCAGCGAAUGCAAACGUCCAUAUGGGCAAAUUUUCUUUGUCAGAGCUUGACGGUGUGGAUGCCUCAGAGCUACCGGACUGGGAUCAUUCCCAGGGAAGCCAGUGGAAUGAAGCAAGCCGUGGCAGUUCUGCAACUGAGACUUCUUCCCCAUUCACUGACUUACUUGAAGCUGAGGAUGCACGGUUUGCUAAUACUUUUGGGAUGCCAUCUGGUAUGCAAGACAAUGGUAAUUACACAGGAAGUUUCAUCCGCGAGCCAGUAAGUAUUGAUGAUGUGGCAGUCAUGAUAGAAGGCGGGUCUUCAAAUACGCACUUCCCAGCAAAUGACCCCCCUCCUGACAAGGCACCAUGUAUCAAGUGCAAGGACUCUCAGCCGCCACCUGAUCUCAAAUGUUCAGUCUGUGGCCUGCACAUACACCGUCAGUGCUCACCUUGGGAUGAAAAUGACCUGCCUUCUGAGAGUGCCGACUGGGCCUGUGGUGCUUGCCGGGAGUGGCGAUGAUGAGCUUCAUUGUUUACUGAAUUAGCAGAUGAACAUCUGCUACUUGCAAUAUAUUUUUGCCCGAUCUUGCUUUGGUUUUAGGUUGGAGGUAUCUCAGGAGAUCUCGAUGGAAAAUUCCCCAUCCGGAUUGUUUGUAUGUUGGCAAUUAUCGGACAAGUAGACAUACUUCUUCUGGCCACCGUAAAGAUAGAAUAGCAUUUUGCAACGAUCGCCACAAAACAGACACUGUAGAUAUAAAAAGGAUGAGUCACUGUUUUCCGUUCUUUGUGUGGGUUUGUUUUGGAGGAAAUUCAUAGAAUUAGGAUGCUGCUAGCUACAGGUUGUAUGGAACUACAAAGCAAUUCCAUUUUCCUGUGAUCAUUA
This is a messenger RNA of Lolium perenne, 6204 nucleotides long. RefSeq names its product DDT domain-containing protein PTM. NCBI's taxonomy places the organism in Eukaryota, Viridiplantae, Streptophyta, Magnoliopsida, Poales, Poaceae. The record is from RefSeq and is a predicted model, not a curated record.